Messenger RNA from Penicillium cinerascens, 1359 nucleotides. RefSeq lists its product as uncharacterized. Lineage: Eukaryota; Fungi; Ascomycota; Eurotiomycetes; Eurotiales; Aspergillaceae. The transcript has a single exon. The record is from RefSeq and is a predicted model, not a curated record. The coding region runs from base 1 to 1359 and encodes 452 amino acids.
AUGUUAAACGACCUCCCUCCGGAAAUAAUUUACCUUAUUGCUGGGUAUCUCAGCCGCCCAUGUGAUCUGUACCACCUGCUCUCCUCGUCGCGUGGUCUUUACAACGUGCUACAACCAGUUCUCUACACCAAUGUGACUCUCUGCGGAUUGCAAGGCAUAGAAAGUUCAGUCAGCACGUUCCUCUACGCUAUUACCCGAACCCCGAAAUUGGCUAGCCAUGUACGGACCCUGGAGGUUGGAUCAUGGGAUACCGAUUACGGGCACGGUGAAAAGGCCUGCGAAAAGCUUGGAUCUGAUAGGAAUCUGAUACACAAGCUGGUUAACGACACAACUGGAUAUUCCGAUAAAGAGAGGUCAAAGUGGAUAAAUGCCCUUAAGCGCGGCGUCACCGAUGCAUGGCUGGCUUUGCUUCUUCCGCGACUGAAGGCGUUGCGGAAGCUCAGCCUAACCUGGCCUUAUGGUGCGGACUAUGUAUUGUCUAUGCUGCAGAGGGCUUCUCGAGAGGAGAUACCGGUGUUUCCUCAUCUCGAGGAAGUCUACGCGACUUGGUACGACACCGAAAACGCAGCACACUCAAACUUCAUGCAUCCAUUUUUCAGUUUCCCAUCUAUGCGGAAACUGGGGGGCUGGAAGUUCGACGAGCCGGAGGAUUCUGAUUACGAGCCUGACCCUGAUGAAAUUUUUGAAUAUCCGGAACCCUGCCUAGAGGCUCCUCCGCCACGAUGUUCGAAUAUCACCGAUAUCGACCUCCAUGAAACCAAUGCUGCAAGGGGAAUGCGGAUCUGGGUCCAAGCAUGCAAAGAGUUAAAGUCUUUCCGGAUUGUUCAUGGAGGUGCAUUGAUAAGUCACAAUGACAUUCAGCCGCGGAAGAUCUAUGAGUCGCUCUCGUUGCACAAGGCCACGUUGGAGUCCAUUUGGAUUGGAAACACGGAGGAUACCGAGUGGGAUAAUUAUGACGAGUGGAUGGGUUCAUUUGCAGACUUCACUGCUUUGAAGUUUCUUUAUGCCCGUGCUGCCAAUCUCGUGGGGUUAGACAUGGAUGACAAUCCGGCGCGAAGGCUCAAGGAUGUCCUGCCACCUUCACUUGAGACUUUGUAUCUUCGCCUUCGCAAGGAGGAUGGAUUUGAGCAGCUGAUAGAAUUUAUUGGCUCAGAGGACGUCCCCAAGCUGUCUGCAUUAUAUCUUGAGAUUGAUCGAGGCAACGACCCAGAGCAGCCAGAGAGAUUAGAGUUCUUGAAGCAGUUAUGUCUUGAAAAAGGGAUUUUGUUUCACGUACCCGAUACCACAGAUUUUGAGGCGUGGCAUUACUGGGGAGAUGUUUGGCCUUUGGGCGAGGCUUCCUACCUCGAGUGCUGUUAG